UCGUUUCAGGCGGAGGGAUCCAGGCUGGCUGCGGGUGCGGCGGCCCAUCUUGGCUCCUCUCGGGGAGGGGGGAGGCGGCUCUGUAGCCGGCACCAUGGACGAGGCCUACGACGUGAUCGUGCUGGGCACCGGCUUGACCGAAUGUAUCCUUUCGGGUAUCAUGUCUGUGAAUGGCAAGAAGGUGUUGCACAUGGACCGGAAUCCAUAUUAUGGGGGUGAGAGCUCAUCGAUUACCCCGCUGGAGGAGCUUUACAAACGCUUUGAGAUUGCGGAGGGGCCCCCUGAGUGCAUGGGACGUGGCCGGGACUGGAAUGUUGAUCUUAUCCCCAAAUUCCUCAUGGCCAAUGGCCAGCUUGUGAAGAUGCUGCUGUAUACAGAAGUGACACGCUACCUAGAUUUCAAAGUGGUGGAGGGCAGCUUUGUGUACAAGGCAGGAAAGAUUUACAAGGUGCCAUCGACAGAGACAGAAGCACUGGCAUCCAAUCUCAUGGGCAUGUUUGAGAAGCGACGCUUCCGCAAGUUCUUGGUGUUUGUGGCAAACUUUGAUGAGAAUGAUUCAAAGACCUUGGAGGGAGUGGAUCCUCACGUCACCACCAUGCGCGAGGUCUACCGACGCUUUGACCUGGGCCAGGAUGUCAUUGAUUUCACGGGACAUGCACUGGCGCUCUACCGCACUGAUGAUUACUUGGAUCAACCCUGCUUGGAGACCAUCAACCGCAUCAAACUGUACAGUGAAUCCCUGGCCCGCUAUGGGAAGAGCCCCUACCUCUACCCACUUUAUGGCCUGGGUGAGCUUCCCCAGGGCUUUGCCAGGCUCAGCGCUAUCUAUGGUGGCACCUACAUGCUCAACAAGCCAGUGGAUGAGAUUGUCAUGGAAGGUGGCAAGGUCAUUGGAGUCAAAUCAGAAGGAGAGGUGGCACGCUGCAAACAGUUGAUCUGUGAUCCCAGCUACGUGCCAGAUCGAGUGCGCCCAGCAGGGAAGGUUGUGCGUGUCAUCUGCAUUCUGAGUCACCCUAUCCGUGGCACCAGUGAUGCUAAUUCCUGUCAAAUCAUUAUUCCCCAAAAUCAAGUGGGACGCAAAUCUGAUAUCUAUGUCUGUCUCAUUUCCUCUGCCCACAACGUGGCUGCCCAAGGCAAGUACAUUGCUAUUGCCAGCACUACUGUAGAGACAGACUCUCCUGAGAACGAAGUGCAGCCGGCUCUUGAACUGCUUGAACCUGUUGACCAAAAGUUUGUGGCCAUCAGUGAUAUAUAUGAACCCACUGAUGAUGGAACUGAAAGUCAGAUUUUCUGUUCACGAUCAUAUGAUGCCACCACCCACUUUGAGACAACAUGUGACGACAUCAAAGACAUUUACCGGCGCAUGGCUGGGGCUCCAUUUGACUUUGAAAGCAUGAAGCGGCGCCAGAAUGAUGUCUUUGGCGAGAACGAGCAGUGACCGUUUCCUUUCUCUUUCCCCUGAACCCCACCCUCCCUGGGUUUUUCUCAUGUAAGGGACCACACUCCCAGCUAGGGACUGGCUUAAUUCCCACACCUCACUGAGAUUGGCUCUUCCUCCAGAUCCUCAUUCAGGCUAUGCCAGAUUUCUAGUAACUUCUUUCCUUGUAAGCGACAAGGGAAAAAAAUUGUAAAAUAAUUUUUCUUCUUUUCCCCUUCCUCUUUUUUCUGCGUGCAAGAACAAGAUAAUCCUCUCUCUAAGAUUGAGGCUGGAUCAAGUUGAUGCAAUCUCAAUCCUUUGAAGACAAGCCUCGUUCAGUUUUUCCAGUGCCUGUAGGGAUUUGGGUCCAGGCUGUGUAUUACAUACAAUUGCAUGGGACUGAAUUCUGCCCCCUCCUAGGAAGAAGCAUCUUUGGACACAGGAGAUUCUGCCUACUUUUCUGUUGCUGCUCCUCCUUUCUCCCUGUGGGUUCCACGAAUACAAGGAAAGGUAAAUCCAUACCUGAGAGGAGGCAGAAUUAAGCACACCUAUUACUUUUUCAUUGUAGGUUAUCCCAUCACUAGUCUAACCAAGGAAAAGAAAAACAGCCCCUGGCGUUUAAAAGCAUGCAUGUGACAUAUGUUUUGGCCUUAAUUCUUGCUAUUGAUCUCCAGCUGUUACCAUCUGCUCACCCUUCUUCAUUCUGUUUCCCCUCCAUUUGCUGGACGCUUUCAUCUCUGCCAGCUGUGCCCCUCUUACUCCUCUGGGCCUCGCAUUUCUCCCUUUCUGCGCAUAGUGAACCAGCUUGCUGCGUAACUUGCAAUGGACCAUCUGGGACCAUGUCUCGCCAUGCGUAUAAUCAGCCUUUCCUCAUUUUUCCGUUUUCCCCAAUCAUGAUGUGAACCUGCAUUCCUCUGUUUUGAGAGGAGACCGGAAUAGGGUGAGGAUGUGGGGGCGGAAAGAGCCAUUCUGAACCAUCUCUUCCACACACGCUGCCCCUGCAGCUGGUCCCAUGUCCCCAACCUUGCCACUUCAGAUGCCCACAGGCCUGUUUGUCUUGCAUCUGUUUCGUCCCCCAACUCCCCUUAGUUUCUUUAGCCUCAAGCGUGAGAAGAUUUGUAUGUGUAUGUGUGUAUGUCUCUCUCAUGUGCUGGACAUAGGGACAUGGAGAUGAUUCUGUCCCUUUCCACUUGCUGCCACCUGCUGUAACUUAUUGUAACUUAUUAAUGAAGCAGGUUAAACUUUUGUUGGCACUUCUGACAAUUAAUGAGGUUUGGGUGGGGGUUAGGCUCUGGCAUGAGUAAAGAGGCCUGGGGCCCAUCCUGCAUCAGAGCCUGCCUGCCUUCUGAAGCCAGCUUUAUGGUUAACAAUCUGUCUGUAACUCUAGGGGGAUGUGAGGGGUCAGCUCUCUCCACCCCACAACUGCUCAGUUGUCUCAAGAUAAUAAAUUCACUUAGUCUA
Candoia aspera is the source of this 2878-nucleotide messenger RNA. RefSeq names its product GDP dissociation inhibitor 1 (gene GDI1). NCBI's taxonomy places the organism in Eukaryota, Metazoa, Chordata, Lepidosauria, Squamata, Candoiidae. Gene Ontology annotation, molecular function: Rab GDP-dissociation inhibitor activity. Gene Ontology annotation, biological process: vesicle-mediated transport; small GTPase-mediated signal transduction; protein transport. The transcript is spliced from 11 exons. Gene Ontology annotation, cellular component: cytoplasm. The coding region runs from base 95 to 1438 and encodes 447 amino acids. The record is from RefSeq and is a predicted model, not a curated record.